GUUUAUUGUCUACCAAACCUAAAAUAGAACUCUCCCAAAACUACUUUCCUCUCUCUUUCCUUCCCCUCUUUAUAUCUCAUCUUCCUCAUUGCUUAUUUCAUUUCUCAUAUUCAUUGACAGAAGAAGACAGAAGAUAAGGAGGAAACAAAAAGAAAAAAAAAUAAAGAAAAAAGGAAAGAAAGAAGAAGAAGAAAAAAAUGGGGAGAGGUAAGAUUGAGAUCAAGAGGAUUGAGAACUCAAGCAACAGACAAGUGACUUACUCGAAAAGAAGAACUGGGAUCAUGAAAAAGGCUAAGGAAAUCACUGUUCUUUGUGAUGCUAAGGUUUCCCUCAUCAUCUUUGGUACUUCUGGAAAGAUGCAUGAUUACAUCAGUCCUUCAACUAAUUUGGUUGAUAUGCUGGAUGCUUACCAAAGGUCAACUGGGAAGAAGCUAUGGGAUGCUAAGCAUGAGGCUUUAAGUAAUGAAAUCGAUCGGGUCAAGAAAGAGAACGACUCUAUGCAGAUUGAGCUGAGGCACCUGAAAGGUGAAGAUAUCUCAAAUUUGAACCACAAAGAACUGAUGGCCUUAGAAGAAGCCCUUGAGAAUGGCCUUGUUGGUCUACGCGAUAAACAGAGUGAGAUUGUGAGGAUGAUGAGGAAAAAUGAUCAAAUGUUGGAGGAGGAGCACAAGCAGCUCCAGUACAUGUGGCAUCAGCAAGAACUGGCCAACAUGAAGGGCAGUGGAGUGGGUACUGAUCAGCAGAAUCAUGAUCAUGAUGUUUAUCAGAGGGUCAGAGACUACCAAUCUCAGAUGCCUUUUGCCUUCAGGGUGCAGCCAAUGCAACCAAAUCUUCAUGAGAGGAUGUAGUUUGAGCAAAGAUCUAUAAAAUAUUGGAGCCAAGAAAAUGUCAAGAAAAUAAAAAUGCUACCUUUUUCAAUCUUCUUGAAAAAUGUGACUUGAUUUCUUGAGGUCCAUGUAUUUAUCAGAAUAGCUUUGUGCAAAAGCAAACUUCAAUGGUACUGUUGUAUGUUAAGAUUGGCCUGCUGAAAUUUAUUGCUUUAGUACCAGUGCAUGUGUGUCUUUCUUGAGAACCAGUUUGUGUGGGUUGUUCUAUGCAUUUCCAAAUGAGCUACCAGAAUAUGAAUUUGAAAUAUUAUUACCAGAUUAAGAAUUCGUUCCAAUGGAAAACCUAGCUCGUUAGUUUCUUUUUCCUCCAUUAGAAUUAAGUCUGCUGAAUAUGAAACUGACUAUGAUUGACUCAAUGAUUUUGGAUUAUUUUAACGUAGGACAAAAUGCACUUUUCAUCGCCCAACUUUUGAGAGUAGCAACAUCCCUGGUCAAACUAGUCUCUUAAAAUAUUUUUGUUAUCAAUUUUAGUCAAUUUAACAGAAUUUUUAAAGACUUAAUGG
This is a messenger RNA of Oldenlandia corymbosa var. corymbosa, 1390 nucleotides long. The record is from the annotation of a GenBank genome assembly. NCBI's taxonomy places the organism in Eukaryota, Viridiplantae, Streptophyta, Magnoliopsida, Gentianales, Rubiaceae.